Molecule: messenger RNA, 3735 nt
Organism: Monodelphis domestica (gray short-tailed opossum)
Lineage: Eukaryota; Metazoa; Chordata; Mammalia; Didelphimorphia; Didelphidae
Gene: UAP1L1
Product: UDP-N-acetylglucosamine pyrophosphorylase 1 like 1
Biological process (GO): UDP-N-acetylglucosamine biosynthetic process
Molecular function (GO): UDP-N-acetylglucosamine diphosphorylase activity
Source: RefSeq, a predicted model, not a curated record
AUCAUUCUGGGCAUGCGCGCCAGAAACUUUUCGGGGUGGGAGGGGGCGGAGAGGAAGACCCUCUAGUUGACCAGUUCCCAGGCCGGCAGGCCCAGCCCACAGGUAAGAGGAGACUGUUUAUUGGAGUUGGGAGCCUAUAGGUCGCCUAGCCCGAGGAGCGCGUGACAUUAACUCAGUUCCUGGGCCGGUCACGAGUGCUCGGAGCAAGCUUAAGGCGGGAGACGGUGUCCCAGGACGGUCGCAAUCUCCCGGGGACGUCCCACGGGCUCUGGCUGCUGCUGUUCUUGGUUUUGGUGUCCGGAGGGCAGGCAUGGUGUCGGAGGAAGAGAUCCGAGCCAGGCUGGAGCGGGCCGGCCAGUCCCAUCUCCUGCGCUUCUGGGCUGAGUUGGAGCCGGCCGGGAGGGCGUCCUUGCUCUCGGAUCUGGCCCUGUUGGACCCCGAGGAGCUGAGGGAGCACUGCCAGAGAGCGGCCAAGGCCUGCGCCCAGGUGGAGGGGCCCGUGGAGGGCUUGGACUCCAGAAUGAAACCGGUGCAGCCCGAGUUCCUGGGCAGCGUGCGCAAGAGCGACCCGCAGACCCUGAAACGUUGGGAGGAGGAAGGUUUCCACCAGAUUGCUCAGAACAAGGUGGCUGUCCUGCUACUUGCUGGGGGUCAAGGCACUCGCUUGGGAGUAACCUACCCCAAAGGCAUGUACCAGGUGGGCCUACCUAGUGGGAAGACACUCUAUGAACUCCAGGCUGAGCGCAUCCGCCGAGUGGAGCAGCUGGCUGGCCAAAGACACAACACAUCUUGCACUGUCCCCUGGUACAUCAUGACCAGUGAAUUUACUCUGAAGCCAACAGUUGAAUUUUUUAAGGAAAACAAUUUCUUCCAAUUGGAUCCAGCCAAUGUGAUCAUGUUUGAGCAGAGGAUGUUGCCAGCUGUGAAUUUCAAUGGCCAGGCCAUUCUGGAGAGGAAGGACAAGGUUGCAAUGGCCCCAGAUGGCAAUGGCGGUUUGUACCGAGCCCUGGUGGACAAUGGGAUUUUAGGGGACAUGGAGCGCCGUGGAGUACAGUACGUCCAUGUGUACUGUGUGGAUAAUAUCCUCGUUAAAAUGGCGGACCCUGUCUUCAUUGGCUUCUGUGUGCUGAAGGGUGCAGAUUGUGGGGCCAAGGUAGUGGAGAAGGCCUACCCCACAGAGCCCGUGGGUGUGGUGUGCCAGGUGGAUGGCAUUUACCAGGUGGUGGAGUACAGUGAGGUGGGCCUGGAGACGGUGCAGCGUCAGGACGAGAGCGGGAAUCUGGUCUUCAACGCAGGCAACAUAUGCAACCACUUCUUUACUCGGAGCUUCCUGCAGACUGUUACUCGGGAAUUUGAGCCUUUGUUGAAGUCACAUGUUGCCAUCAAGAAGGUCCCUUUUGUGGAUGAGGAUGGAAAUCUGGUAAAGCCUCUCAAGCCAAAUGGAAUAAAGAUGGAGAAGUUCGUGUUUGAUGUGUUCCAGUUUUCAAAAAACUUUGUUGCCUUUGAAGUUCUCAGAGAAGAGGAAUUCUCUCCCUUAAAAAAUGCAGACACAGUGAACAAAGACAGCCCCACCACUGCCCGGCAGGCCCUCCUAGCUCAGCACUACCGUUGGGCCGUGCAGGCUGGUGCCCACUUCUUAGAUGAAAAUGGAGUCAGGAUCCCAGAGCAGUCCAGUACUGUAGGAACUGAAAACCCUGUCCUUUGUGAGAUUUCUCCACUAGUGUCCUAUUUUGGAGAGGGUCUGGAGGUAUACCUGAAGGAUGAGGACAUCCACUCACCUUUCCUACUUGAUGAAAAGAAGGCAAAGCUGCUGGAAAAAGCUUGAUUCAUUUCAAGACCAGAUCAAAUCUGUCUUUGGGUUCACUGGCGUGAAAUUGGUUUUUGAUUUGAAUAAGACACGAUUAUUCCUGGAAGCCAGGCUGCUCAGUCUUGGGUGCUAGACUUUAGUAGGAAAUAUAUUUAUGAUGAAAUACAAAUGCAACAAUUUAUUUUGCCAAGUAUAGUUGGCUUCCAUCAUCCAGGGCUGAUAAUUUGAGUCCUGUGCUACUGCUUCUCUUGUAGAGACAUGGAAUAAGUACUACAGAGCUAAAAAUCAUAUAUAUAUAUAUAUAUAUAUUCCUCUCUCAUUCCUCCCUCUUUUUUCUCUGAGGCUAAAAUUUUCUCUGCUGAUCAAUUCUGUUGACAUUUUUUAUAUUUCUGAAUUUGUGCUAAAUUCCUUCAGGCAAUCAGUGGAACAUAUCUAGGCUGCUAAGAAACAGUGCUGGGUCCUAACAGCAAAAUGAUGAUGUGUUGCUAUUAUGACUUACUGUUAGUCAUUGUACCUUUCACCAGCUCGGAAGCUGCACUCUGUCCUUGUACUGGAUUGGAGAUUAAUUUCAUAAAGAGCUCUCUUUGAGUGCAUUUGACCCUGGCUUCAUGGUGCCUUAUGGGCUGACAGGCCUUCUAUUUCCUGUUUAUCUACAAACCUGGGUCAAAUGGGAAGAGGGCUAUUAUUGCCCUGGCUUUCAUAAUAAGGCCAGAAGGAAACUAUCUGGAGGUUCAAGGAAGAAAGAUCACUGUCUGAUGGGAGCUCCCACUGCCUAGAGGCUCCAGCAGCUCUGCAACUACUGGGAUAUAAUAAUAUAUUAUAUUAGUCAGGAUGUAAUAAGACUUUCUUAGAAACCAAGGAACACCUCCAACUCAUUUCCCUUCAGCUGUGGGUAGAUCUUUUUUUUUUUCUGCCUCGGUGAGCAGGUCCCUGAGCUGGAACUGCUUUGUAUCUGACCUUAUGACCCUACACAAAUUGCUUGGCAUGCCUGUAUUCUGCUUUCUUCUCCUCUAAAUAGGGGAUGGUGCUAUCUCUCUACCUCUUAGGGCUGUUGUGAGGUAUGAAAAAGAGAAUGUGGCCUCUACAAACAGCACUAUUUAAUUACCCUUUCCAUUUUUUCCCCCUCGAUAAACCCUACCCUGAUGUUUUGUUCAGUGGAUGGUUCUUGCCUGGUGCCAUAGGCUUAUGCAGACAGGAGCUAAUUAUUGUCUUUCUCUUUUCUAAUCAAUUUAUGCAGUGAAAGGAAAUUGUCACAAAUGGAUCAGUUCUCGAGCCCAGAGCUUGGUGGUUCUGCAAGGGAUGGGUAAAGACUGAAUCUGGGAACAGGGAGGUAGAGAGUGUUGGGAAAGAUUUCCCUGUGGGAAGACCUUUGAAAUGCUAGGGAAUUUUUAAAAUGCUGCCCCCUUCUCUCCCUCCCCUCCCCUCCCCCCACCUCAGUCAAGCCUGCCUCACAGUAAUAUAGCUCCCAAAAAUAGGAUGGCUACUCUGUGGUUCUCCUAGGAAGAUUUCUCUUUAGAACCCUGGGACCUGGUAGGGAAAGGGGAAGUCCCUGUGCUCAGAUAGAAGGCCAGCUGGAGUUUGUUAGCCUGGAGCACAGGCACUAUCAGACAUAGGAAUAUGCUCUGCAUCACAACCACUGUCAGAGCAUUCUGAAGAAGAGUUUUGUUUUGUUUUGUUUUUAAAUAAGCUUUAAUGACAACAAACCUCCAACCCCCACCUCAAAUAACUGCAUAUAUCUUUUUCUAUACAAAUGUGUAAAUUCAGUCAAUUUUCUGUUAUCAUCUAAGAAUCUUUUUAAAAAUGUUUUAUUCAUACAUUUUGUUUUUCCAUCACAGCCAACUAUGAAUCUUAAAAAGCUGAUUUGUCAUCUCUUGUUUUAACUCUGAAUAUGCCAGACUUUGAUAAUAAAGACUGGGCUAUUAUUUCUA